Molecule: messenger RNA, 1328 nt
Organism: Branchiostoma floridae (Florida lancelet)
Lineage: Eukaryota; Metazoa; Chordata; Leptocardii; Amphioxiformes; Branchiostomatidae
Exons: 4
Coding region: 39-1328 (429 amino acids)
Biological process (GO): signal transduction
Molecular function (GO): death domain binding; protease binding
Source: RefSeq, a predicted model, not a curated record
UAGAAUCCUAUCGUUUCUAAUGUUUGAAAGCCCUAUUCAUGUACAUAGCGUUAAAUGAUAACAUGUUUUUACAUCCUCGUGUUUUCCUAGGACCACGUGUGUUCGUCAUCCACGCAGGAGAAGACAAGGACUCAUUUGUCCGCCCACUUGUCAUCAACCUCCUACAACAGGGUUUAGCCGAGACAGACAUUUUCUUUGAUUACAGUUCCAUCAAACCUGGUGACAACAUCAGGGAGAGGAUACUUUCAGCGCUAUCAAGUCAAACUUUAGAACUUGCUGUCGUUGUUGUCAGUUCAUCAUUACUUAACAAGCACUACUGGCCUAAAUUUGAGUAUGAAACAUGUCUGCGAAAAAGGAAACGAAUAUUCCCCAUUUGGUUUGAUGCAAACAAUGACAACUUUAAGGCAUUCAGUGAACAAGUCGGAGAGUACUCUCCCACAUUGAAACAGCUCGUUGCGAGACGUGUGCAGAGAGACAAUGUUCCUGCUGAGCUGCCAGGCAUCGCUGCUGAGAUCAUACAGCAGCUCUCUCCUUUGGAAAGUGGCGUUUCGGACCCUGCAGGUUCGCAUGUGCCCAUCGACCUACAAGGACCAGAGAUGACAGAGUUGUAUGUUAAAGCCUGUCGCGAGGGGUCGCUACCAGUACACAACACACGUGCCCAGGUGGUGGGUCAGUACAGGUCAGGGAAAACCUGCUUCAUCAACAGGCUGAUGGGAGAACCGGUCAGGCUGGACGAACCAAUCACGGAUGGGAUCAAUAUCACACCUGAUGUUCAAACCAAGGCAUGGAAGCAGUCACGAGUGGAGAUUGAUGAGUUCGGCGCUGGAAUGGCAGGGCUGCUGCUACAGUCGCGACAGGAAACUGAGACCUCGGCAGGUGAUACAGAAUCUCCAUCAGAGGACGAGAGUUACGAGUCCGUUGUAACGACAAGUAGUUUGAUGCCGCGAGAGGAGAAGUCCACAGAGUCACCUGCGACGACUUCAUCAGAUGAUACUACACAUCGUCUCGGCGAAAGCGAAAAGCUACAAGAUACAGCAGAGGCGUCAUUUCGACCGUCAGCAAUUCCCAGCAGUGUCUCGGAGACCUUGAAGAGAAUGCGGGAUGCAGGCUUUUCGGAGGAAGACCUUGGGACUGCGGAAUACCCACGUUUGUCUUUCUGGGAUUUCGGCGGCCAGGCGACUUACUAUGGGACCCACCACUGCUUCAUCACACACCUAGGAAUCUACAUCCUCGUCAUGUCUCUGCUGCAGAAACUGUCAGACCCUGUACCAAAACAGGACCACAAGGCUUCCGUGGACAACCUGAAAACAGGAGGGGGUACGUACUAG